AUGGUUGUUUAUACCGUUCAGAUAGAGACAAGUUCUGGCUUGUGUGGAGGUGGGGUCCGGACUUCGAAAUCACUUUCUUCUUCUAGCACAUCUGCGAAGAUACUUUCGAAUAACCCUUCAACAAUGCGUGCCGUAACCAUUUUCAUCGUUACUCUUGUGGUUCUGGAAAGCUUCUACUUUGCCUCGUAUGAAUGCGCAGCAGGACCUGCUUGGCAGGUGAAGGCUAAGAGACCUAAAUGUUAUAGUAAACCAUUGUCUAAAACAAAUAUUUAUAUAUUGUUACACGUAUGCAAGGAUAAUAAUGAAUGCAAAUUUGGGUCAUGCUCACGUUGCAAUAACGGCCUUCAUGGAGACAAUACUUGCCGCUAA
This is a messenger RNA of Ixodes scapularis (black-legged tick), 369 nucleotides long. RefSeq names its product antimicrobial peptide ISAMP-like. The record is from RefSeq and is a predicted model, not a curated record. The transcript is spliced from 4 exons. NCBI's taxonomy places the organism in Eukaryota, Metazoa, Arthropoda, Arachnida, Ixodida, Ixodidae. Bases 1 to 369 code for a protein of 122 amino acids.